Molecule: messenger RNA, 1349 nt
Organism: Mercurialis annua (annual mercury)
Lineage: Eukaryota; Viridiplantae; Streptophyta; Magnoliopsida; Malpighiales; Euphorbiaceae
Product: secretory carrier-associated membrane protein 3
Exons: 13
Coding region: 202-1128 (308 amino acids)
Biological process (GO): protein transport
Cellular component (GO): recycling endosome membrane; trans-Golgi network membrane
Source: RefSeq, a predicted model, not a curated record
AGACAAAUAAAAUUCAUUCUAUUUUCUCUCUCUGUAGACUUGUAUUCCAAUUUUUUUGUUUCCUUAAAACUUCUUUACUAUCCUAAACUUUAUUUUCAGAAAUUAUUUCUUCUCUACUAAGCUUUUGUAUUUCUUGUUCUUUAAUUUCUGUUUAUAGUUUUUAAUUAGUUUUUUUAAUCAUUUAAACACUUGUUGCUAAUCAUGGCUCGUCGUUAUAAUGAUCCUAAUCCCUUUGAGGAGGAAGAAGUUAAUCCCUUUUCUGAUCCUGCUGUGAGGGGGAAACCAUCGGGUCAGCAGAAAUUCGGUGGAGGUGCAUUUUAUACAGCAAGUGUUCCUCCUGCUACGAACUCAAGACUUUCACCACUUCCUCCUGAACCUGCUGAUUUUGGUUAUGAUCAUGGUGCAACAGUUGACAUUCCUAUUGAUUCAGCUACGGAUUUGAAGAAGAAAGAAAGGGAGCUUCAAUCUAAGGAAACUGAACUGAGAAGGCGAGAGCAGGACGUAAAACGCCGUGAAGAUGCAGCUGCACGAGCUGGAAUCGUUCUAGAGGAUAAGAAUUGGCCACCAUUUUUCCCUAUUAUCCAUCACGAUAUUGCAAAUGAAAUACCUAUUCAUCUUCAAAGAAUUCAAUAUGUUGCCUUCACAACUUUUUUGGGAUUGGUUUUUUGCCUCUUAUGGAACUUUAUAGCUGUUACAACCGCAUGGAUUAAAGGCGAAGGGGUGAAAAUCUGGUUUCUUGCUGUUAUUUACUUCAUAGCUGGAGUUCCUGGAUCCUAUGUUUUGUGGUAUCGUCCACUUUAUCGUGCAUUUAGGAACGAAAGUGCUUUGAAGUUCGGAUGGUUUUUCCUGUUUUAUAUGGUUCACAUUGGUUUUUGCAUCCUGGCGGCAGUUGCUCCUCCUAUCGUUUUCAAAGGAAAAUCUUUCACUGGCAUUCUUUCCGCAAUAGACGUUGUAGGCGACCAUGUUAUAGCUGGGAUCUUCUACUUCAUCGGAUUUGGAUUGUUCUGUCUUGAGUUGAUACUCAGCAUCUGGGUUCUUCAGCAAGUAUUCAUGUAUUUCCGUGGCAGCGGUAAAGCUGCUCAGAUGAAGCGCGAAGCUGCAAGAGGAGCGGUGAGGGCCGCGAUAUGAUGAUGAUGAUUGUGUAAGCUUGACUAGUGUGCUGAAACCUUUGUAGAUGCGCCUUGUUGGUCAUAAUGAAAUCUCUGAUUGUAAAUUGCUGCUUUAGUUGAGCAUGGCCUUUGUUGGACCAACCGCAUUUGCUUGUUUGUAUUAUUUUUUUGUUCUCUAUUUUAUAGAUGCACAGUAAUUUGUUUACUCAGAAUUUGUAUGUUUAAUUACAGUUUUUUGUU